This is a messenger RNA of Geodia barretti, 487 nucleotides long. The record is from the annotation of a GenBank genome assembly. NCBI's taxonomy places the organism in Eukaryota, Metazoa, Porifera, Demospongiae, Tetractinellida, Geodiidae.
CUACGUUUUCUAAAUAACGCGCAGCACGUAGCAACCACCAAGAUUCUCUCUCGGGGACUCCAGACUGCUGGCAGAUGGCUCAGCAGCUGAAGAUUCCCUGGCAGUACGCCGGCUACGGAGGACCUCAGCACAAAUGAAGUGGAGUCUUCUCUGACAAAGGCAGUUCGUGUGACAGCUGCUCUGGUCCUCGGAAACCUGUGUCGAAUGGCUCCCUCCACUCACUGUCAGAUAAGGAGACAUGAACACAGACUCAGUGAAGUGGCUCUGUCUGACAGAGAAGCUGCUCACGCCAUUACAAAGUGUCUCUCCUGUUUAAAUCUCCCUCCUCCUUCUCCUCCCUCUCUCACUGCUAACCUUCAUAAUAACACUGUCACACAUCAGUUGACUGAAAACUCAUACAGCUCUCCCUAAUGAUUGUAUUAUACAUUUCAUCAGUCUUUCAACCUCAGAGAAAGGAAUUUUUACUGUAUAAGGGAAAUGUUCCCUU